CUUGAUUUUUUAUUUUAGUGAUUUUGGUUUGGGUUAUUUUGGGAAGAAGAGUUGUUUGGUUCAUUUUGAGAUUCGGUUAGUUUUAAGGAUCCAAUCCAUAUUAUUACCAAAUUUACAUGUAAGAGGUUCCGAUCUAGUAACCUGUAGUAGUUAUUUUUUAACAAGAUAACUUAAUGUUUAGAUAGUUAUUAGAAAAGUUAAUGAACAAGUUUAUCAAAUUUAUUUCAAUUCAUUUUUCAAAACAAAAAGAAAAAAAGAAAAUAAAUUUUCAACUCAUAAUGAAUGAAGUACUCCAUAGUUCAUAGUAUUAUUUUAUUUAUGCCCGUCAAAGGUUAACGCUUAAGAAAAAUAAAUGGUGUAUGUUGUACUCCGUAUGUAGAUAGGUAUAGGCCCAAAAAUGUGAAGAUCCCAGCAAAUAAGGCAUUUAAAUGCUCUGUUCAAAUGAAAGCCCAUUUUUACAAUUUGAUAAUUUGAUGAAGUAAUACCUUGCCAAAAAAAAAAAACCUCUUUUUCCAAAGGUUCCAAUUUCCUUCAAUUUACGUACUCUGACACUACUCUAAGGGCAAAUUCUGCAAAAAAUUGUCCGUAAUUCUUAGAAUCUCAUAUCAUAUCCAUUCUCGUAUGAAUCUUUAUGUUGUUUUAAUCUAAAGAAACGAAAUUUAGAGGGCAGUUGCCAAAGCACACCAAGUGUUUGAUAAAAGGCCUAAGUGAAAGCAAAUCAAACAUGGAAGUUACAGUUGGAACGCUAAUAAAAGUUGGAGCUACUGUUGCUGGAGGGAUGCUCGCCCUCUCUCUCGCCACUUCCACCACCAUCAAAGUCAUCCAUUUCGCAACCGAAGCUAAAAGGAAAAGCGAGGCGAAACCAUGUCUAGGAUGUAAAGGAAAAGGGUUCUACAUUUGCAAACUUUGCAAAGGGAAUGCUACCAUACAAUGGUCUCCUUUGUAUGAUCCUAUUCAUAUCAACCCUUGUCAAUGCCCGACUUGUGAUGGUCAUUGCAUUCAACGAUGUCUCAACUGUAUUGGUAAAGGAUACUAUUGAGCUCCUCCAAUGGUGUAUCUUGCUCCAACUUCUGCAAUCCAUUCAAGCUAGCUGCAUAGUGCGUUGGAUGGAAUAUACUCCAUUGUUGUCGUGUCAAGAUGAAUCUAAGCAUGACCGUGGUUUCCUAUAAGUUUAACUAGCUUAGCUGAUUGAAGUCUAAUAAUAUCGGCCUAAUUUAAUUUGUACUGUAAUUUCAUUCUGUUUUGUUUGUGAAUGAGAACAUAUUAUGUUAUAUUUCUCAAAGAGUUAAAGAUAAACGAGUGACUAGCUAUUAUUAAUUAGUCUUGUAUCAAUUGAACUAAAUAGAACUACUUUGUAUAGUAGAAAAGGCUAAUUCAGUUAAUAAUUCAACUAUAAAUUCAAACAGGUUUGUGUAACUGAAUUGGUACAAAUAAAGGAUGGUACCAAACUCAAUAACAUUUACAUUCUCUAGUCCAUUUUAGAUUUUUA
Molecule: messenger RNA, 1489 nt
Organism: Chenopodium quinoa (quinoa)
Lineage: Eukaryota; Viridiplantae; Streptophyta; Magnoliopsida; Caryophyllales; Amaranthaceae
Exons: 3
Coding region: 725-1039 (104 amino acids)
Source: RefSeq, a predicted model, not a curated record